CGGCAGCAUGCGGUCGGUGGUGGGCUUCCUGUCCCAGCGCUGCCUGCGGGGAGACCCCCUGCUCACCCAGGACUUCCAGCGCAGCCGCCUGCGGGGCUGCAGGAACCUCUACAAGAAGGACCUGCUCGGCCACUUCGGCUGCGUCAACGCCAUCGAGUUCUCCAACAAUGGGGGCCAGUGGCUGGUCUCAGGAGGAGAUGACCGCCGGGUUCUUCUGUGGCACAUGGAACAAGCCAUCCACUCCAAGGUGAAGCCCAUCCAGCUGAAAGGAGAGCAUCAUUCAAACAUCUUCUGCCUGGCCUUCAACAGCGGAAACACCAAGGUGUUCUCCGGAGGAAAUGAUGAGCAAGUUAUCCUCCAUGAUGUUGAAAGCAGCGAGACCUUGGAUGUGUUUGCUCACGAAGACGCAGUGUACGGCCUUUCGGUGAGCCCGGUGAACGACAAUGUGUUCGCCAGUUCGUCGGACGACGGUCGGGUCCUCAUCUGGGACAUCCGAGAGUCUCCCCACGGAGAGCCCUUCUGCCUGGCAAACUACCCAUCCGCUUUCCACAGCGUGAUGUUCAACCCCGUGGAGCCGAGGUUACUGGCCACCGCCAACUCCAAGGAGGGCGUGGGACUCUGGGACAUCCGGAAACCUCAGAGUUCCCUGCUCCGCUAUGGCGGGAACCUGUCCCUGCAGAGCGCCAUGAGCGUCCGCUUCAACAGCAACGGGAGCCAGCUGCUCGCCCUGCGCCGCCGCCUGCCCCCCGUCCUCUACGACAUCCACUCCCGCCUGCCCGUCUUCCAGUUCGACAACCAGGGCUACUUCAACUCCUGCACCAUGAAAAGCUGCUGCUUCGCCGGAGACCGGGACCAGUACAUCCUCUCAGGCUCUGACGACUUCAACCUGUACAUGUGGAGAAUCCCCCCGGAUCCAGAAGCGGGUGGCGUGGGCAGGGUGGUCAACGGAGCCUUCAUGGUGCUGAAAGGUCACCGGUCUAUCGUAAACCAGGUGCGGUUCAACCCGCACACCUACAUGAUCUGCUCCUCGGGCGUGGAAAAGAUCAUCAAGAUCUGGAGCCCGUACAAGCAGCCGGGCUGCAGCGGCGACCUGGACGGGCGCAUCGAAGACGACUCCCGCUGCCUGUACACCCACGAGGAGUACAUCAGCCUGGUCCUCAACAGCGGCAGCGGCCUGUCCCACGACUACGCCAACCAGUCGGUCCAGGAGGACCCGCGCAUGAUGGCCUUCUUCGACUCGCUGGUGCGCCGCGAGAUCGAGGGCUGGAGCUCGGACUCGGACAGCGACCUGAGCGAGAGCGCCAUCCUGCAGCUCCACGCCGGCGUCAGCGAGCGCUCGGGCUACAGCGACUCGUCGUCCCCGCCCUCGCCCCUCGCCGCCCACGAGGAGGAGGAGGAAGAGGAGGAGGACGGGGGUCCCGCCGCCCCGCGGGCCCCGCUGGGCUCACCGCCCCCGGUCCGGGAGGACGCGGCCUCCCGGCAGCAGCGGCUGGCCGCCCUGCGGCGCUACCAGGACAGGCGCCUACUGGCGCUGUCCAACGAGUCGGACUCAGACGAGCACGCGCGCGAGGCGGAGCUGGACACGGACCCGUUCCCCCGGCCCCGCUCGCCCAGCCCCGAGGACCCCGGCUCGAGCAGCACCGGCGGCGGCGGCGGGGGCGGCGGAGGCAGCAGCACGGAGGACGAGGAGGAGCUCAACGAACGCCGGGCCUCCACCCGCCAGCGCAACGCCCUACGCCGUCGGCAGAAGCCCCCCGCCCGGGACGAUCAGCCCGGGGCCUCGGCCCGGCCCGCCUACGCGGGCGAAGACAACUACGACUACCCGCAGAUCCGGGUGGACGACCCGUCCUCUCCCUCCUCCUCCUCCUCUUCCUCGUCCUCCUCGUCCUCCUCCUCGCGGGCCUCGUCCCCGGAGCGCAGCCCCUCCGGGGCGGAGUUCCGCCCGGGCCGGGCGUCCCCGUCCUCCGACGUGGAGUCGGUGGAGCGGAAGAUCUACAGGGCCUACAAGUGGCUCCACUAUUCCUACAUCUCCUACUCGGCCGCCGGCAGAGACGGCGAGACCUCCCGGACGGCCGGGGGCGGCGCCGAGGAGGACGAGGAGGACGGGGAGGAUGGGACGCCCGGGCCGAGCAGGGAGGGGAGCCGCCCGGCCCCUCCGCCUCCCAGGCAGGAAGGGGGUCCGGGCGCGGGCGGCCGGGACGCCCCCCGCGAGGCGGCCCGUGGCGGCGACGCCCUCAGGGAAGGCGGCCCGAGCGGAGAGCGCGACGGCGGGCCGGGCCAAGCCGGCGCCGACCCCCCGCCGCGGCCGGAGGAGCGGGAAGGGGCCGUGUCCCGAGGCCCCGCCGCCCCGCCCGAGCCCGCGGAGCCCUCCUUCGAGGCCAAGAAGCUCAACGGCAAAGCACUUUGCAAGGGGUUCGGGGGCCGGGCGGAGGAGCCGCCGCCGUCGCCACGGCAGCCCUCCCCGGCGCUCCCCAAGGCCUCCUGCUCCACCCUCGGGACCCCCGGUGGCCCCCGGCCGAGGACCCAGGCUGACGACUGGGAGGAGAGGGCCCCGGAGACCGCCUGCCUCAACCACAACAACGGACACUUCCACCCGCGCCCCCCGCACCCCCACAACAACGGCCCGACCCUGGGGGAGCCGGAGACGGCCCGCCCGAGCGCCGACCGGGGGACCCCGCCCCCGCCGGGGCCGCUCUCCCACAGAGACCGCCCCCGGCCCGACUCGGACCGCGAGGUUCCCGGCCCCGGGCCGAGGGAGGCCCCGGCGGAGGCGAGCCCGGCCCCCCCCGGCGGACUCAAACGGGCCCGAGCGCAGUCGGAAGACACGGAUUUGGAGAGUCCCUGCUCAGAGAAGAAGCUGAAAACAUGAUACGUACCAAAAACACACACGCGCGCACACACAAAGACACCCCCCCACCCACUCCCCCCCCCGACCCUACAAAACCAAACACCCCCCCCACCCCGCGGCCCCCGAUCUAGACAGACACCGAGGAAAGGGCAAAGGAGUAUUAAAGGCACUCGUAGAGCCGGGGUCUCCUUCGUCGCGCCCGGCGGCGGGUCUGGGCCUCUUGGCCGUCAAAAGAAAGAAAAAGAGCAUCUCAAGGGACUCCUUCACCAGUGAGACUGGAGCGGAGUGUACUCCACCGAGGUUCUGUCAAAGUAAAUCCUUGUUGAGACAUUUGACUUGUUUUUGCACAUGUGCGUGUGCGGAUGUGUGUGUGUUUGCGCGCGAGUGGGUUCGCCUCCCAGCUUGGCUGUCGGAGUAAGAAUUCGGUUCUUUUCCUGGCUUUCUUUCUCUUUGAGCUCUCCACUUGCAAGAAUAUAUAGAUCUAUAUUUUUUGCCAUCUCACUCUUUUUAUUAUUAUUUUUUUUCCUCUCCAGACCUUUCCACCCCGGUUCUAAAAUAAGAGAAGGGGUCACCGUGGAAUUAGAGCUGGCGGCCUGGCGGUGGGGUGGGGGGUGUCCAGCACCGCGCUGGGAUCGGUAGGAAGAGAGGGGCGAGCCGACGGAUCCCAGCCACCGGCCUCUCGGCUCUGGGCCCGCGAGGAGAGCGAGUCUCUCAAACGGGAGCCCGUCCCGGUUUCUGGUCGGGAGCACUUUUUUUUUAUAAAGCACUUAUAGCGGUGGAGUUGCAUGGAUGCCGUUUAAAAUCCCUAGCGAGGCUGAACUUUGAAAUCCACCUUCCUUACUGGAUUUUCCUCACUGGGUUUGAGUCGUCGCGAUGCGUGACGGGAAGAUACUCUAAGGGCCCAGGAUUUGACACGGGCCGGGUGCCCAAGACGGUGGCGGGUUCCACUAGCCCCGAGGUGGGCAGGGCCCCGGAUGCUUCGCUUCUGGGGCUCCGGGUGUCUGAGAGCGGGAGGGACGGAGGGAGACUUGGUUCUCUUAUUGGUCAAGUCAGGGUUAGUCACCUUCUGGGGAGAGGGAGGGCCUAAGUGGCAGUUUAGCAUCACGGGUCAGAGAGGACGGAGGUGCAGGAGGCCUCCGACCCCAGCGGGAACCCUCGGGGUGGAUGGGUGGACUGCUUCGGCUGGCCACCCCCGGGACUCGCGCGGGAAAAUCCUGUUAGCUCAUUUCCAGGUCCUGCAGAGCAGCGGGCAAACGCCACGUUGAAGCCACGGGGUUUCCCGGAGUCCCCGCGUCGUGUCACAGAGGGUGCGGAGAGUUGGGUGCGUCCCUCUGGAGACCACGGUUGAGUCUCGGGGGCAGGUGGAAUGGGGAGCGGGGGCGGAGAGAGGUGUGCGCCCCGACGUCUCCUAGGAGACCCUCUGCUCAGGUAGGAUGAUCGGGGGAUACCCUGUCCCGGUCGUUAUCCUAUGAGCGGAGAAACGGAGACGGGCGUUGACGCCGGGAGGUGACCCCCACCAAGGUGUCUAGACCAAAGGGAAGGGCGGGAAGAAGCCUCUAGAGGGAAAAGGAGGAGGCUAAAAGGAGCGAUUUGGGUUUUUUUUUUUCCUAGAGUUUCUAGGAUCGCGUCUGCCAGCUGGGAUUUGAUUAGGGGGCGCGGGACGACAACCCGUGUCGCCUCCUUCGGGGAGGCCACGGGGGGAUAUUGCCGGAUUAGGGCCACGCAACAGGGGUGAGGGAGGGGAUGGAAGGGGUCCAAAGGUCUGAAGGCAAGUGGGGAAGAAGAGAGCCUGGAGCUGCUCCUUCGCCACGGACUGGCACCGAGGAGCUUCAGAGCGGAGGGAGAUGCCUGGGAGCUUUUGAACUGCUUUGGCCAAGGGAAAAAUGCAGGCGGUUGGAGAUGUGACGGAAAGCACGACCCCGCGUUGGGGAGGAAGAAACGUUUGUCAUAGGGGGAGCAUCCAAAGUCAUCUUCAGAAUUAAGCGGCUUCAGUUUUGGUGGGUGGGGACGGGGUGCAAAUGUCUGUAACGACCGGUGGAAUGAAUUCUUUUGGAUUUGUAACCAA
Molecule: messenger RNA, 4913 nt
Organism: Tachyglossus aculeatus (Australian echidna)
Lineage: Eukaryota; Metazoa; Chordata; Mammalia; Monotremata; Tachyglossidae
Gene: DCAF5
Product: DDB1 and CUL4 associated factor 5
Exons: 9
Coding region: 8-2869 (953 amino acids)
Biological process (GO): negative regulation of fatty acid biosynthetic process
Cellular component (GO): cytoplasm; Cul4-RING E3 ubiquitin ligase complex
Molecular function (GO): protein binding
Source: RefSeq, a predicted model, not a curated record